Nymphalis io (European peacock) is the source of this 2830-nucleotide messenger RNA. RefSeq names its product glucose-6-phosphate exchanger SLC37A2 (gene MFS16). Gene Ontology annotation, cellular component: membrane. The transcript is spliced from 14 exons. Gene Ontology annotation, molecular function: transmembrane transporter activity. Gene Ontology annotation, biological process: transmembrane transport. The record is from RefSeq and is a predicted model, not a curated record. NCBI's taxonomy places the organism in Eukaryota, Metazoa, Arthropoda, Insecta, Lepidoptera, Nymphalidae. The coding region runs from base 336 to 1967 and encodes 543 amino acids.
UGAAGUUUGACAUUUUGAUAUUAGGACGUGUCGAAAGUGCGACCGCCUCCAAACUUAGUUCACGCAAAAAAUACGAAAAUUAUUUACUCUUUACAUAUAAUAAAAUUCGAAAAAGUUAAAAGCGUACGCUAUCCACGUAGUAAAGCUAUUUUUGAUAAAAAUAAAUAGCAUAUUACUUAGAAUAUGGAUAUAUCACUUGCAUUUAGAAGUUCGCUUGUUAACAAAGAAAGAAUUUUAUAAACAAUCACUUUGUAUUAGAUCGUUGUGCAUGUGAGUGUGAAUUGAAACAAAUUUAAGAUAAGGAAAUAUUUCAAUUGAAUAUAUUCAAAGCAUUUAUGAGAGGAUAUUGCUUGAAAUUUUUUAAAAUGAGCGGUGUAAACAGGGAUGCUCCUAUCGGUGUCCAAUGUUUACAAAAAUUAAAUUCCUGGCUGUGUCCUCGAUUUCAAAUUAAUAAAUUACGAUGGUAUCAAGCAAGCGUCCUCAUCCUAACAUACUUCACGUAUAUGACAUAUCAUUUGACGAGGAAACCGAUAUCCGUAGUGAAGAGUGUCCUCCAUCAAAACUGCAGUGCGUUGACACCUCCGCCGGAUGUUAGACCGGGUGACGAGCAAUGGUGUAACUGGCCUCCGUUUAACACAAAUGAUGCUAACACUCUACUUGGUACCCUGGACUCGGCCUUCCUUUUCUCAUACGCUGGCGCCAUGUUUGUUUCUGGUAUGAUCGCGGAGCGAGUGGAUCUCAGAUAUUUUCUCUCACUGGGGAUGUUGGUGUCUGCGAUAUUCUGUUACUUGUUCGGUUUAGGUAGAACCCUAGAUAUACACGAUAUAUCGUUCUAUCUUAUUGUACAGGCUGGUGCCGGUAUAGCUCAAACCACAGGAUGGCCUGGAACCGUGGCCAUUGUUGGCAAAUGGUUUGGCAACGCCAAAAAGGGACUCAUUUUCGGAUUGUGGAAUUCCCAUACUUCCCUCGGAAACAUUUUGGGUACAAUAAUGGCAGCAGAAUAUGUCGAAAGUGAUUGGUCACUAUCGUUCGUGUAUCCAGCGCUAGUGAUGGGCGUUGUAGCGUUCUUAGUGUUCCUAUUUCUAGUGCCAGAACCAAGGAACGUAGGUCUUUCGACUGAUAGACAAUCUCCAAGCCGAACCUCACACAGAUCAGACGAUGAAGAUGAAGCCACGCAAGUAAUUGUCGGUGAUCAGGCGGCGAGCUUGAGACCGUCUCGACACUCAGCUAAUACAUCACCGUAUCAACAAGAUGAUCCAACAGAAGAGACAGCUCUACUAUCACGGCGGUCGACUCGCUCUCAAGGCGCUGUCUCGCUCACUCGCGCGCUGGCUAUACCCGGAGUGAUUGAAUUCUCCCUCUCGCUCUUCUUCGCGAAGCUGGUCAGCUAUACGUUCCUCUAUUGGCUGCCUUUGUACAUUAAAUCAUCGACGACGCUGACUCCGAAACAGUCGGGUGAGCUAAGCACGUCGUUCGACGUGGGCGGAGUGAUGGGCGCGGCUCUGGCGGGGCUGCUGGCGGACUGCGUGGGCGCGCCCGCGCUCGUCUGCGCCGCUUUUUACGCGCUCGCCGCGCCCGCUCUUCUGGCGUACCAGUCGUGGGGGGCCAGCUCAUACGUGCUGAACGUGGCGCUGCUGGUGGUGGCGGGCGUGCUCGUCAACGGCCCCUAUGCGCUCAUCACCACCGCUGUCAGCGCGGAACUCGGCACGCACAGUAGUCUUGCCGGCGACGCACAGGCGCUCGCAACGGUCACCGCCAUCAUCGACGGCACCGGCAGCAUUGGCGCGGCAGUGGGUCCGAUGGUGGCUGGCAUCGUGUCUGGCGGCAGUUGGUCUGCGGUGUUUUACAUGCUGAUCGCGUGUGACCUCAUGGCGCUGAUGCUGCUCGUGAGGAUAGCCAAAAUUGAAAUUGUCAAGAUAUGGCAGGAGAGAAGACUAUCUUCACCAAGAUCAGUUCGUAUUGAAUAGUAAUCAGUAUUACUAAGUGAUAGCCCAAUUUUAAAUAUGGCCUAUGGAGUGUUGAGGUAGGAAGUUUGUCAUACAGGGGAAAACUGUCAACCGAACAGAAUAUGAGCUUUCCAUACAUUACAACAUCGCUAAUGUAGCUAUAUGGUCUGAUAUUAAUAUUUUUGUGUUUUUAAAUUGAGAUUUAUAAAUUUUAUUAACCGAGUCAUUUCAUUUACACAUUAUCUAAAAUUAUUUAAUUAAAUCCGUUUUAAUCUAACGAGUAUUAACGUACCUUCAAAUUACAUGCAUCCAGCUGUGACACUUAAAUUUUCAUAUAUGUUAAGGGAGUCUUUUUUAUUAUACAUAAAUAUCGACCUUACCUCUACACUCCAAAGUUCCUCCGCUGAGAGAAUGAGUCCCUGUGGGCUGUCAAUUGAUCACGCCUCGAGUGACACUCUAAUAAUAAAGUCUACAUAACCUUGUAAUUGCGUUGGAUUAUAUAUAAUAUUGUGUUUUCUUAUUUAGUAACGAUAAUAAUUUUUAUCGUAAACUAGUUUUAGAUUCGAACACGAGUUUUGUUCAAGUGUUACGUACUGACAACGCGUAUAUAAAAUUUCAUAAUGAUCAUUUAAGAGGUUAAGUCUUGAAAACGUAACAAUCUUACUUUCUCAUUUAUAACAUUAGUAAGUUCUUCACUUUAAACUUGCAUCAAGUCGCAUCCUCCAUGAUCACAUACCUGUCGGGAACAUUUUCUUAGCGGCGGUUUAUUAAUGAUAGUAUUUUACCAUUUUUAUAUAUCAUGUCGAAAAACUAUGUGAUAUUUUAGUAAACAAAUUAAAAGAAUGAAAGUCGAUUUGACUUUAAAAUAAAGUUAAGUGUAAAUA